AUGUUGCACCACCAAACAUCAUCCAACCUUAUCCUUCUACACUCUUCCUCUCGAAGACAUGUUUCUCAUAAAACGAAGAAGGAAACAAGAACCGCUAAGGGUAGCCACCCACGACUACCCACUGUCGCUAAUGCUGUCGAGUUCCGACCAUCACCGCCACCACCAAAAGCCGCCGGAAUUCCACCACUCGCCUACAUCAUCGCUCGGUGCCACCACGUCUCCGUUACUAUGAAGCUCCGCCGUCGUCAGCUGCUGCUUCCUCUUGACCCCUCGUCGAACUCAUCGGAGCAGCAAGAAAAUGAAGCAGUUGAAGCUACCGUCGACCGCCAUUACAUCCCACCACCAAUGCAGUCCGCCACCAUCGCCUUGCUGCCAUUGAGUAAAUAUGAAGUUCUAAUUCCAUCAUCUUCUUCUAAUUUCAUCCAAAAAUUAACCCAAAUCAAGUUUCUUUUGGGCUUAAAUUCGUCCCACCGGAUACCUGCAUCUGGAUCGGUGGGCGGUGACUGGUGGGGACUGCCCACCACAACAACGACAGCGAGUAGUGGUAGCACAGCAACUUCGUUGCUUCUGUCUUCCCAGUACAACGGUGAUCGGAUAGGAAAAAAGGAGCAAGGAUUGGGGUUUGUUUGGGGUUGCUCAGAUCAACAAAAAAGAAAAAGAGAUGGGGUUGGUGGCAUAAUCUAUAUUUGUGAGGUUCGUCGGGGUGCUGAAUGUCCAUCUCAUUACGAAAACGGUUUAAACGUCUCCGACCUUGAUGAACAGAGAGUUUCGAGUAAUCUGUUUGGAUCUUCCAAUCUGACUCUAACUAAUAAUCAACGUGAGAAAGCGGUACAAAAGCAAAAUUAUAUUGAUGUUUAUACGUCGUUGUAG
Messenger RNA from Lactuca saligna, 870 nucleotides. NCBI's taxonomy places the organism in Eukaryota, Viridiplantae, Streptophyta, Magnoliopsida, Asterales, Asteraceae. The record is from the annotation of a GenBank genome assembly.